Messenger RNA from Diaporthe amygdali, 3138 nucleotides. RefSeq names its product ubiquitin carboxyl-terminal hydrolase. The transcript has a single exon. Gene Ontology annotation, molecular function: cysteine-type endopeptidase activity; cysteine-type deubiquitinase activity. Gene Ontology annotation, biological process: protein deubiquitination. Gene Ontology annotation, cellular component: nucleus; cytosol. The record is from RefSeq and is a predicted model, not a curated record. NCBI's taxonomy places the organism in Eukaryota, Fungi, Ascomycota, Sordariomycetes, Diaporthales, Diaporthaceae. The coding region runs from base 1 to 3138 and encodes 1045 amino acids.
AUGACCUCGGACACAGGGCCUACUGUUGCUUCUCACCGCAUCAGUGGCCAUAUAGGCGGCCGCAAGCAGUCCGGUCCCUACCCACACAUCGAUGACCUCCUACAAGUAACUCCCGAGGGCAACACCUCGCAACCCAUUGGUCACCUCCUCGGCAUCGCAGAGAAUGGCGUCAAGUUUGCUCAGUUCAAUGCGGGCGUUGGAAAGAUAGACGUGGCCCUUAGAGAAUACAUCAAGGCCUACGUGGUUGCGGUACAGAUCAUUCCUACCCACAGAGACUACACGUCGCUUCAGACCGACCGAAAAAACCUCGGCGACCGCUACAGUCGCCUCACAAAGACCCUCUCCGAAUACACAGCUGCGUACGAGAACAUCAAGCAGACUAUAAAGGACGACAAUGCGAGAACGGGGGUACAAAGGGCUACGCGGACGACAUCUGCCCCCAACGGUAGACCGCAGACACCAAAGUCCCAGCCCAGCGCGCCAACAGUGCCUGCCUCACCAAGUAGACAGACUGCUUCGCCUGGAAAAAUGAAGCCCGCAGUGCAGCCGAAACCGGCCAAUCUACACGGGAAGGCCAUCAAAAAGCCAACCACAGCUGGGAAAGGCGAGGACCUGGCUCAGAGAUUUGCCAACUUGCGAGGCCCUGUGCAAGACCCGCGCAUACGAACACAGCCGCCUCCAGUCCCAAUCCCUGCCGACAAGCCCGCCGGGCCAAGGGAGAUGCCCAAAAAGCCUCCCAUAUCACUUGAGGGCGUGAUUCCAGUUCUGCCAAAGCUUCCGGAUGCGAUAUAUAGCCCUGCUCGGGGCAGUAUCUCCAAUGAAGCUGCCGAGCUGCCAUCAAGCACCCCACGGGGCAUGUACAGCAGGACGAACACAUCGGUUUACUCCGCAGCCAAAUCACCCCCGACUCAGGACUACUUUGGAAGUAAUGGCUCAACAGGUCCGACGUCAGCACCGACGCCUGAGAAGAAGCGGAUUCCGCUUCCUGAAGGCGACAUUAUUACCGUUGAAGAGCUGGUGAAAUAUCAACGAAUCGGGUCUAAGGAUUUCCGGAUCCUGGUCAUCGACGUUCGCUCUCGUCCUGAAUUCGAAGAGGGGCACAUUCUCUCGUCGGCCACCAUCUGUAUCGAACCGGACAUCUUGCAGAGAGAUCGGAUAGAGGCGGCUGAUGUCGAGGAUGCCAUGGAACUCGGGCCGCCUAUGGAGAAAUGGCAUUUCGAGAGACGUUACGAAUUUAACAUGAUUGUGUUUUAUGAUAAUGACUCGGAGCAUCUCAGUUCAGGGAGCACCAACGCGCCGGCUACCCUUUUCAGGUUGUUGACAGACUUCGAUUAUCCGGAUGGUGAUCCAGGGUCCAAACACCCAAAGCUAUUAAAGGGGGGGUUGGAGGCGUGGCAGGAUGCCAUGGGCGGCAGUGCCCUUCAGAAAUCGUCCAAAACUGCUGGCCAUAAAAGACGGCAAUCUCAUUACGACUGGCUCAAAGUCAGGUCUCCUUCAAAGCCCAUUCAAAGCAUUGAGGAGGCUCGACGAUGGGAAGAGAAAUUAACGCAGCUGAAGAGCGAUGAGACAGACGACGGGAGUGGGGAUGAGUUCCAUCCUGUGAGGUCACUCAGCGACUUCAUGACCCGGUUCCCGCCUGUACAAGAAUCCAUGACAUCACCCCCUGCAUUAUCACCAACUACAGACAACAACCUCACUGGCCGAUUCUCGCCUGUGCCCGUACGUGCAUCGCCUCCUCAGAGAAGCCCCCAACGAGCACACUUCGAUCCUAUACUCCCCUCCGAGCCGACCCGACCGCCGCCCGCCGUGCCGCGCCGGAGCUAUACCGGGCUCCGCACAGCAGAUGAUGACCACGGCACGCCGACUAAGCUCACCAAGAGGCUAGACGCGGCAAACAGGAGGCGAGCCGUGGGAUUGCAGAACCCAGGAGCCUGGUGCUACGCCAACAGCACCUUACAGGCUCUAUUCUCAUCUGGUGCCUUUGGGGAGGAACUCAUGAGUGGAGCGUGGGCUCAGCUGUACAAGGCUCCCAUGAAGAGCGACGAGAACAUCGUGCCUCCGCAGCUGUUGACGAAGAUCCUGGCGAACCUGUUCCACUGGAUGGGCAAUGGCAAAUUCCCGUCCAUGCAGGCCAAGACUCUGAUGGAAUACUUGCGACAAAAGUCCUCCAGAAAUUCUCAGGGGAAGAGAGUUCACGAGAGUCAGAUUCUGGGCACCCAUAGGCAACAGGACGCUAUGGAAUUCUUUGGCUACGUGUUUACGGAACUUGACGACGAGACGAACAGAUUCCGUGAUCGCCCAUCAGAAGUACCCCAACCUACGCCGUCCAAAACCAAAUCUCUCACUGACCUAGCCAUUCAAUACUGGGACCUUCACAGCCGAGUCAGCGAUUCGAUUAUAGACAAAUACUGGCGCAUCACAGAAGUUGUCAUCGUUCGAUGUGACCAUUGUGGCCAUGUGGUCACGAAGUACUCGAACAAAGACAUGCAAUUUCUCAGUCUGCCCCAGAGCUCUGAGCCAGUGAUGAUUGAGGACUUGCUGCAAAGAGACUACUCAAACGAGCACCUCGACGAUUACACAUGCGACAACUGCUCGAGCAAAGGCCAUUGCUGGAAAGGCACUAAGCUCGCCCGCCUCCCGGACUUCCUCUGCGUGUGCUUCACGCGGUUCGAGAAGAACGACGAGAGCGCGCGGUUCUCCAAGAUCACCACGACGGUGGACUUCCCCAUCCGCGAGCUGGACCUGACGCCGUACACGGUGCAGGGCCAGCAGGCGUACUCGUCGCUGCUGACCAACGGGCACGCCGGCACGUCGGCCGUGACGUCGCCGACGUCGACGAUCCCGACCGACGACCACCACUUCAACAAGCCGUUCCGCUACGAGGCCUACGCCGUGGUGCAGCACGGCGGCGAGCUCAACAGCGGCCACUACGUCGCGGCGAUCCGCGACGAGCCGCACGGCCCCGACGGCACGAGCAAGUGGCACGUCGCCGACGACGCGCGCAUCAGCGAGCUCGCCGUCGGGCCCUCGAGGUCCGACAAGGGCAGCCAGUUCCUCCACCGGCAGAGCCAGCACUGGGGCGGCGGCAUGCAGGCGUUCAUGGUGUUUUACCAGCGCAAGGACGCCGAGUUGGUAUAG